Molecule: messenger RNA, 3354 nt
Organism: Ostrinia furnacalis (Asian corn borer)
Lineage: Eukaryota; Metazoa; Arthropoda; Insecta; Lepidoptera; Crambidae
Gene: ae48
Product: alpha-esterase 48
Exons: 5
Coding region: 171-2273 (700 amino acids)
Source: RefSeq, a predicted model, not a curated record
AAUUAGUUCAGUCACGUUUGUGGUCACGUUGGCAGCAUUGCGAGUGGUAAUGCCCGCUAGGUCACGAGUGCGCUUUCCGAUUGCAUUUUAAAACACCUGUUUUCUCAGUUUUAUCACGGAUUAUUUGUGUGACACAUUUGUGAAAAGUGACCACAGCCCCACAAAACACCAUGAUAUCAGCCGUGAACGAAUUUCUAGACGAUCUCCGAGGAGGCAGGAUGACGGAAGCGCCAGUAGUGACGGUGGAGCAAGGACAGCUGCAGGGCAGGGUGGCGGCCAGUCCUUCCGGCAAGGCGUACUACAGUUUCCAGGGGAUACCGUAUGCCAAACCGCCCCUUGGCUCGCUGAGGUUUAAGGCGCCACAACCAGCGGAAUCCUGGGACGGAAUCCGCGACGCCACCUCCGAAGGCAACGUCAGCCCCCAAGUAGACCCCUUAAUACACAAAGGAUAUGUCGGCGACGAGAACUGCUUGUACCUUAACGUAUAUACCCCCAACCUAGAUGGUGCAUUCCUUCCUGUAAUGAUUUAUAUCCACGGUGGGGGAUUCAAGAACGGUUCUGGCAGUUCUAGUUUGUAUGGCGGAGAUUUCCUCGUCGAAAAGGACGUUGUGGUUGUCACAAUAAACUACAGACUCGGCGCGUUAGGUUUCCUCGCGCUUAACACUCCUGAAGUUCCAGGAAACGCUGGUCUGAAAGAUAUAGUCCAAGCUAUCAGAUGGGUGAAGGACAACAUACACAAUUUCGGGGGCAACUCCGGCAAUUUGACGCUGUUCGGUGAAAGCGCUGGUGGUAUGGCUACAUCGGUUUUAACAGCGAGUCCACUGACUAAAAAUCUGAUCAGCAAAGCUAUCAUACAGUCUGGAACUGCUCUCAGUAGCAUGGCGUAUCAGAAGAACCCGAUUGAGAACGCGCGGCAGUUGGUCAAAGCUUUAGGAAGCGACGCGGAAGACGUGGAUGAAAUCCUGGACUUCUUAACAGCAACUCCUGCUAAAGAAAUCGUGGAAGCUACUGAGAAGCUGUACCCCCUUGAGACUUUACUCGAAAGUGGUUCUCUCGGGUUUGGAAUUAUGGUCGAGAAGGAAUUCCCCGAUGUGGAAGCAGUAUUGACGGAAUCGUUCUACGAAUUACUGGUCUCUGGGAGAGUAGCUGAAAUACCUAUCAUGAUAGGUUCCACAACUCUCGAAUUUACGUUUGAGAGGACGUCUGACGAUUUACAGAUCUUCAUACCCCAAGAAUUGCACGUGGAAAGAAAUUCGGACGAAGCUUUGCAAAUUACGAACGAAAUCAAACGUUUGUAUUUCAAAGGCAGCCACACGGAUGUGGAAAGCUUGAAGGAAUAUUUCGAGCUGUUGUCAGACAAGUUGCUGAAUGUAGACACCCACAGAUACGUGAAGUACCUUGUCCAGGUGUCGAAGAAACCGAUUUACUAUUACAAGUUCGAUUACGUUGGGGAGUUGAAUUUGACGAAGAAGUUAUUGGCCAGUUUGGGGUUGAACCAUGCUGGGCAUACGGACGAUCUUGGAUAUUUGUUUUCCAACGACCUUCUGAAGGACGUGGAGCCUACUACUCAGGAUGUGAAGAUGAGAGAGAGAAUGCUGCGUCUUUGGACUAAUUUCGCCAAGUCUGGAAAUCCCACACCUGACGAGAACCAUUACAUCACCGUCACUUGGCUCCCUGUAACCCACGACAACCUCUACUUCAUCAACCUUGGCAAUGAGCUCUCCCUUGGCUCCAACCCCGAUAAAGAGAAGAUGGACUUCUGGGACAGUCUCUACACCAAGUAUUACAGAAUCUGGGAGCACCCCAAGACCAACACGGAAGAAGUCGUCCGCAAACACGAACCGAUUAUAGUGGCGGAGCAAAUACAGACCCCUGAGGCACCCCAGCAAGAAAUCAUAGUUGAAACUACAGUCGGAAGCGUGGAAGUGGUCGAUAACGUGAAAGAGGACACGCCAGAACCUGAGCCAGUGCCAGAAAUCGAGCCAACUCCAGUAAACUUCGUGGAAAUAGCCGAAGAAAUACCCGAGCCACAAGUCGAAACGGUGUCGAAUGCUCCAGCCGAAGUCAUUGAACCAGUGAAAGAGGCCCAGUUUAAUGGAAAUGGGAACGUAGCUAAGCCUAGAACGUCUAAUGAAAUAAAAAUGGUGCAAAACGCCAAUGGGGUUCCUAAAGACGUUAUAAGAGCCAAUGACCCACCCGAAGAUGACCUCCCCAAGAAUAUAGGCGUGAACAAGUUCGUCAAUUUCUUCGAAUCGCUCGGAGGUAAGAAGUAAGCCAUAAUUAGAUUAAGUAUCCAUUUAUUUAUUCCCUGGCAUUUAAAACAUUCCAUUUAUAGUUUUUUGGGACCAAAAAUAUUGAAUACAUAUCAAAUUCUAGUGUUUUGUUUAGGCGAUUUUAAAUUAUUGGUAUUUAAUACUGAAAGUUGGGUUGCAUUGGGUCGUAGAUGUUGGUACGAUAGGGCUCGAUUAUAUUACCUGAAACUAUACUUACCUAAUUUAUUAUUUCUUUAAUGAAGAAAAUCGUGGUAUACUUGCGUAUAUUAUUAUUAUCUUUUAAAUCUCACUUAUUGUAUAAAUUACAAUCACAGCAGUAAAACUGUCCAUAGGACUUUUUCUAUUUAUAUUCCUUCCUCUAUUGACACUUCUAGAUUUAUAUUUUUCAUUUUUAAAUUGACUAAACGUAUAUCAAACGUCACGACCAAUGUACUCGUAUACUUUAUGUGUAAGAUUCGUUUAUGUAAAAAUAUUGUGUAAAUAAUGAUUAUGUCUGAGUGCUAUAGAUUUUUUCAAGCAAUAUUAAUGUAGUAAAUUUGAAAAUUCUCUUAAAAAUAUUGUAUGUUUAAAUUAAUAUUAACUUUUAUGAAAACUAAGUCAGUAAUCUUGUAAAAUAAAAUUUUCAUUAAUACGAAACUUAAUUUUACAACUAGUUCAAAGUUAAAAUCUUUAAUAAUUCAAGUUUCGUGCUCAGCAUGAUACAAAUAAAGGUUGUUGUUCAUACACGCGAGCAUUCGCUAGUAAUGUUACAAUCCAAGACUUGAUAUGAGAGCUAUAUCAUUAUGAGAUGCGCGGUGUAACGCUCGGUUCGGCUCGCGGUGUAAUGCUCGAAUCUAAAACAUUACAUGCGAAUACUCUGUGUAGCGGCACCUUAAUAUUUAAAAUUUUAACAUUUGUGUUACAAAUUAAAUCAUACUGUCUAUUUUUUGGCUACUUUUUCCAGUUUUAUCUAAGAAAUGUAGAUAUGUGCCAAUUUCGAAAAUAGUUCUAAUUUUAUUCAUUAUUAUAUUAUUACUUGGUAAUAAUAGAAUUGUAUUUUUAUAUAAUUAUACUUGUGGAUUAAUUAAAUCAUGUUAAUUGA